This is a messenger RNA of Suillus subalutaceus, 564 nucleotides long. RefSeq lists its product as uncharacterized. NCBI's taxonomy places the organism in Eukaryota, Fungi, Basidiomycota, Agaricomycetes, Boletales, Suillaceae. The coding region runs from base 1 to 564 and encodes 187 amino acids. The transcript has 7 exons. The record is from RefSeq and is a predicted model, not a curated record.
AUGUUUGCAGCGGGAACACAAGCGCAAGUGCAAAACUCAGAGGGGCUCUCCUUACCAGCGUACCAGUGUGCAGCCACAACUCGGCACAAACGCCCCUCCGUCGUCGCCCAGCCUAUACAGCACGAUGGUCGCACCUACGCACGUGCUUACUCUACUGCAUGCACGCGCCUUCUCUCGCGAUAUAUGGCCAUACUUAAGCUCGUCAAGGACUCCGUCGACGGGACGAUAUCGCACGGAUGGUGCGGCUGCAGUAUCACAUCGCACGGCGUACCUACAACUGUGAAGAGGCAGGCGAUUUGCAUUGGUAUCUUUCACCGUCUAAUCACCUUGGCAACUAUGUGCAAGAAUCAGCUUCACCCGCUCUUACAGGAGCUUGCCAUAGGGACUGGUGGGAAGAAGAAAUGCGGGUUCGGGUCGAGUGUUGGGGUAGGAUCUGAUCUGAGCGGGGACACUGCUUGUGACCGGUCCUGUCUGCAGAAGAAAAAGAAGAUAAGUAUACGUGCUCAAGAAUAUGAUCCAGAGGAAAAGGGCGCGGAGAUGGUCGAACGGUUUUUGUUGGUCUAG